Molecule: messenger RNA, 876 nt
Organism: Thalassophryne amazonica
Lineage: Eukaryota; Metazoa; Chordata; Actinopteri; Batrachoidiformes; Batrachoididae
Gene: lhfpl5a
Product: LHFPL tetraspan subfamily member 5a
Exons: 3
Coding region: 64-720 (218 amino acids)
Biological process (GO): detection of mechanical stimulus involved in sensory perception; sensory perception of sound
Cellular component (GO): plasma membrane
Source: RefSeq, a predicted model, not a curated record
GUUUUACUAAAGAGGAUGUAAUAACUUCAUAACUGAAUCCUUUGUAACUCUUUUUGUGACGUCAUGCUGCCUGCUGAGGAAGCGGCUAAAAUCUACCACACGAACUACGUGCGGAACGCUCGUGCCGUGGGCGUGCUGUGGACGGUUUUCACCAUCACCUUCGCGGUCAUCACAGUGGUGGUGUUCAUCCAGCCGUACUGGAUUGGUGACAGCGUGAACACGCCGCAGGCUGGCUACUUUGGCCUCUUCCACUACUGCAUCGGGAACGCGCUCACCUCUGAGCUGACCUGCAAAGGGAGCGCGCUGGACUUUGCGUCCAUCCCGUCCGGCGCCUUCAAGACGGCCAUGUUUUUCGUGGGUAUCUCCAUGCUGCUGGUGGUGGCCAGCAUCGUCUGCUUCAGCCUCUUCUUCUUCUGCAACGCUGGCAGCGUCUACAAAAUCUGCGCCUGGAUGCAGCUGGCCUCCGGUACAUGCAUGGUGAUAGGCUGUAUGAUCUAUCCUGAUGGUUGGGACUCGGAGGAGGUGAAGCGUAUGUGUGGCCAGCGAACUGACAAGUACACCCUGGGCAACUGCACGGUGCGCUGGGCCUACAUCCUGGCUAUUAUCAGCAUCAUGGACUCACUCAUCCUCUCCUUCCUGGCCUUCAGCCUGGGCAGCCGGCAGGACAAACUGCUGCCCGAGGACUUCCAGGUGGAAGGAAAAGGUAUCAGAGUGCAAUGAGGAAAACGCCUAACUCAGCUGUGAACAACGCAUGAAGAGAUGGACGGGAAUUUAAGAGGAAUAAUCUCGGUGAUGAAAUCUUUCUUCGGGAUGGGUGGAUCGGAUGCAGUGCAUCCAGAAAGUAUUCACAGCGCUUCACUUUUUUUCACAUUUUAU